This is a messenger RNA of Lolium perenne, 456 nucleotides long. Lineage: Eukaryota; Viridiplantae; Streptophyta; Magnoliopsida; Poales; Poaceae. The record is from RefSeq and is a predicted model, not a curated record.
AUGGGGGUUAAAGCCAUCCAGAGAAGAGUUCACCUUCAAUAUAAGUAUGUAAUUGAAUAUGGCAAGGCAUGGAGGGCUAAACAGACGGCACUGGAGAACAGAUUCGGGACCUUCUAUGAUGCUUAUGACGGUGUCGUCCGUCUCCUGCAGACAUUGAAGGACCGGAAUCCGGGCACCCAUGUGGACAUACAAGACUUUGUGAUACCAGAGUUCCCUAAUGUCAGGGUUCUGCACAGGGUGUUUUUCGCAUUCAGCAUAUGCAUCGAGGCUUUCAUGCACUGUCGUCCGGUGAUGUGUGUAGAUGGAACUUUUCUAACUGGGAGGUACAAGGGACAGAUUCUGACAGCAAUUGGAGUGGAUGGCAACAAUCGAUGUGUGCCUCUCGCAUUUGCAUUUGUUGAGAGCGAGAACACUGCUAGCUGGUUAUGGUUCUUCAGGCAGUUAAAAAAUCGAUAG